This is a messenger RNA of Capronia epimyces CBS 606.96, 555 nucleotides long. RefSeq lists its product as uncharacterized. The record is from RefSeq and is a predicted model, not a curated record. NCBI's taxonomy places the organism in Eukaryota, Fungi, Ascomycota, Eurotiomycetes, Chaetothyriales, Herpotrichiellaceae. The transcript is spliced from 2 exons. The coding region runs from base 1 to 555 and encodes 184 amino acids.
AUGCAGAUGCACCUGGCAAACGCGAAUCCUUUGGGUCCGCAGCCAGAUGCUAAUCGUAUAGCACAGUGCUAUGACACUCUCGGUGAUGAAUUGGCCAAGUUUCCAAACAUCCCUGCUCUAGCUGAAGGCAACGCCAUUCAACUAGCCCUCGUACAGCUUACUACUCAAAUCAAUCAGCUCGCCACUCAAAUGAAUCAGCUCGGCACUCAAAUCAAUCAGAGAUUUGAUCAAGUUGAUGAGAGAUUUGACCAAGUUGAUGAGAGAAUCGAUAAUCUUACCACUCGAGUCGUGGCGAACGACCAUAACAGUAUGUCUCGAGUUCAAAACGCCCAUCUCUCGAGCGCCGAUCAGCGACUGAUACCGCUCGUGAAUCCUACGACCAAUACCCCUAUCGAAGUGUUUCCUAGAAGAUCUCGUGAGAUUCCGAGUAUGGAGAAUGAGGCACUUGUUUCUGUCCUACGAGAGUUGGGACUGCCUACCAACGGAACAAGAGAAGCCAAAGAGAAACGAAUCAGGCAAUACAUUGGUCUUUUACCUGAACGAUCUGGUGCAUAA